UUAAUUAACCAUUAUAAGAAAAAAGGUUUUGGCAAUAUUGGUAUUGAGUUUUGAUUUCGUGCAAAAAGUUGUGCGUAAAUUGUAAAAAAGUUAGAUUGUCAUAUUAAUAUAUUUUAAUCUUGGGUGUUUAAAAGAAUUUCUUAAUCAAUGGAAGACGUUCAAAGUUGGUGGGAAGUGCCUGCUAUUACACAUUUCUGCUCAGUUUUUCGGGCAGCAUUUAAUCUAAUAUACUUUGAUGUUGAGGAACUUGAAGCAGCUAUUCUUAACAUGCAGGAUCCAGAAAUAUCAAUAUCACUGGAUCAAUUGAUUACUAAACUUUUGGAAGGUUGCUAUGAUGAAGGAGAAGUGAAAAGUUUCAACUGGGAAGAAAAAUUGAAAGAGUUAUUUGAUGGUAAUUUGGAUGAAGAGGAGAACAUUCUAAAUAAUUCUUCCUUCCAUUCACUGACCCCUCGCUUAAAGGUCGAAGUAUUGUUUAAACUCUGUCACAUUCGACUGGAUGUUGCAGCUGCUGAAGACUUAAUUAAGGACAUUCCGGCUGAGCAUAUGCAGGCAAAAUGUAUUGGUCAAGACAGUGAAAAAUAUUCCUAUUGGUAUUUCAGUGAUGAGCGCCUCUAUAAAGAAAGUCUAAAUGCUGCGAAGCAGAAUUCCCUGUCAAAGAAAAAGAAAGUUGAAAAUGUUCCUGUAAAAAAUGGCAGCAGACGUCAAGGUGCUCGGAAUAUAAAACCUGUUGUUGUUCCUCCUAGUGAUAUCCCCUGGUCAAUAGUGUGUUUUAAUUUGAAUGAUUGGGAAAAACUGGCUCAGAAGUUUUCAAAGAGCAAAAAUGCAAGUGAAAAAGAAUUAGCUAAAGAAAUUAAGACACAUUAUCUUGAAAACAUCACAAAAAUUGUUAAUGAAAAGGAGCGACUUUUGAGGAAGAGGUUGUUAGAAUUAGCUCCAAAGCGGACUUCUUCCAGAAUCUGUAAAGUGCAGGCUGCAAAAAAACUGGAAGAACAAAUGGCUGCUGAAGCUGAAGAGGAGAGGAAGAGGGAAAAAGAAAAAGAACUUUCCAAACAAGCUGCUUUAAGAAAGAUUCAGGAAAAAGAAGACAGAAGAAAAAGGGCAGAAGAAAGAAGUAAAAUUAUUGAAGAAAGAGCAAAAAGAGUUGCACAAAGAGGUAUGCUGAAAAAUUUUGUCGAUGACUAUCAGGACUCAAACGAUUCUAAAUAUGAUCAAAGGAACGACUCAGACGAAAGUUAUUCAGAAAAUGAAAGCGAUGAAAAAGACCAUAAUGAGCAGUCAUCAGCUUCUGAAGAAGAUGAGGGUGACGACGAAGAGUUAUCUUGUUCGGACGAGAAUGAAUCGAAUGAAAGUGAAUCGGACAACGAGGAAGAGUCGGACUGUGAUUCAGAAGACACUAAUGGUAGAAGUUAUAUUCAGCAAGAUGUUAUUCACACAUAUGAUCUUACUAAAUGGAACUCUACUAUUGAUACAAAAGGGCAGAGACUUCACAUUCUGCAAACUGCACCCAGUGAAGAUAUCAGCAGAAAGCGUUUAAGGGUUAAUGAAGCUGGUAAUUACAAAGUUUCUAAAUUAAAUGGUUUAAACUCUGUGACACAAAAGGAAAACCAUAAUCGCCAGUCUUAUCAUACGCCCAAUGGUAAUUCUUACACUAGCGUUGCGCCUCAACACUACAUAAAAAUUGAUAUUCUCAAACCAGCUACGAAACAAGCAUCAAAUUAAUGUUAAUUUUUCUGACUCAUUCAUGUAAAACUACACUCUUAAGAAGUUUGGUCUUUGUUUCCUGCAUUUUCUAUGAAUUUGUUCGUGUGUUUUCCAAUUCAACAGUUUUGUUUAUCAUGUUUUUGUUACCCAUAAAGACUGUUUUAAAGCA
Molecule: messenger RNA, 1870 nt
Organism: Parasteatoda tepidariorum (common house spider)
Lineage: Eukaryota; Metazoa; Arthropoda; Arachnida; Araneae; Theridiidae
Biological process (GO): chromatin remodeling; single fertilization
Cellular component (GO): CERF complex
Source: RefSeq, a predicted model, not a curated record